CUAUGAAAAUAGUAAACGAAAUUUUUUUCCGGUGAGUCGUUGAUCUUUCGCUCACAAUAAAUGUGGUUAUUUUUUCAGUCCAGUCCAAGUGAUAAUUUCAAUAAAUCAUAAUAAAACAAUUAAAAAGUGAUAAUCAACAAUAACCACCAGGUCAAUGAUAGAAAAUUAAAAUAAAAAGGCUGAGUAAACAAAGCCUUAGCGGAUUAAUCACCAAUUGCUUGAACUACACGACAAUUGGAUAAUUAAAAAAAAAAAAAAACAAUGGCUGAAGAGAGCACGGGGGACAGUAAGCAGGGUCAAUUGUCACCGCGAAGUCCUUCUGGAGUUGGAGUUGCCGGUGGAGUGGUCAAUAAGCCGACUAGUCCAAGGUCACCGACAGCCAAGCCGACGAGAAGGGUCAGAUUGACGGAGCAGCAGCUGGAGGCUGCCAGUAAGGAAGAACUUGCUGGGAAAUGGCGAGAGCAGGAGUCCUAUAUUGAGAUACUGGAGGCUCAGGCUUCUGCUCAGGAAGGUGAACUGGCGAGCUUAAAAGAGUCUGAGGAAAAAUUUCGCCAGCAAUUUACAGAAGCGUCUUACCGUGAAAAAAUUUUAGUAAGAAGACUUGCGUCCAAGGAACAAGAGUUGCAAGAUUAUGUUAGUCAAAUAACAGAAUUAAAAGCUGCUCAAACACCAUCAGUAUCUUCAUUACGGUCAGCGUUAUUAGACCCAGCGGUUAACAUUUUAAUACAAAAACUUCGCCAAGAGUUAUUAACGACCAAAGCUAAGUUGGAAGACACGCAGAAUGAAUUGAGUGCAUGGAAAUUUACUCCCGAUAGUAAUACUGGUAAGCGUUUGAUGGCUAAAUGCCGUCUGUUGUAUCAAGAAAACGAGGAUCUAGGACGUAUGAUUUCAAGCGGAAGAAUUGCAAAGCUAGAAGGUGAAUUAGCGCUACAAAAAAGCUUCAGUGAAGAAGUAAAAAAAUCACAAUCAGAACUGGACGAGUUUCUCCAAGACCUCGACGAAGACGUCGAAGGUAUGCAGUCAACCAUAUACUUCCUGCAGCAAGAGCUGCGUAAAGCUCGUGAGUCAGUGACACUGCUCCAGCAGGAGAACUUAGCGCUGAAGUCGCUGCCGAACGAGAACAAUCUUUCGAACGGAUUGUCCCCUCACACGCCUCCGAUAAUUAAAAAAGAGGAAGAGCAGGACGAGCUGGAAAACGAAGUAAUAAUGAGCAAAUCGCUGACGAUUGAGCCGGAGGAGUACAAAGUGGAUGAAGAUGGCGCUUGCACCCCACCGCUUAAGAACCAAGUGGCGAUACCAGCGACUCAGGAGAACGACGAGAGUUCCAGUGAUUCCGCGGCUUUAAUAAUAAAAGUCGAGAACGAAGAACUGUCUGAUCGUGAGAACGAGGAGGAUGAGAGUAAAAGUGGGAGGACGUUGAGAAGGACUAAGGGUGCUAAAUGUUGUAGUAGCGGUAGUAGUAGUGCUGGUGAUAAAACAAAUGGUGAUGACUCGACCUCCUCUAGGACUACUAACGCCCUCAGGCUAAGAGACAGGGGUGAUUGCCGGACCGUUGACAGUAGGGGGGACCGGGAGAGGACUAAACGCGAUAAAAGUGCACAUAGUAGUGAUGAAGAGCAGCAUCGCCAGAUUAGAGACUGCGGUAGGUUAAAAAAGAAAAGACGUGAAAGUAUUUUGUCUAUUGAUUACAAUGACGCUGACGAUGAUGCGAUUGUUUUAACAAACGGGGAAACGUUACAGAGCGAUCCCGAAUAGUUUUGUUUAUUUAAAUGAUAUUAAUGGAAUUCUUAGGUGGCGCCCUCUACUUUUUUAACUGAUACAGUUAUUGUAAAGAGUCAAUUUUUGUGGUAAUUUUAUUUUUUUAUUUUUGUUCUGAUCAGCAAACAGAGAACUUGGUUAUAAUUUUGCCAUUAAGUAGAUUCGAAAUAUUUUUAAUUAUUCUUGUUAUAAAUUAGCGGGUGAAUAUUAUGAGAGAAAUAAUUUUUCUGGUGACAUUUAUAAUUCAAAAUGGCGGACUUACUCACUUUGAGCAGGCAUCCAGCGCUACUAGUGUUCAAUUCACCAACUUUAACUAAAGACUAGGUAAAUGAAAUUUUAUUUCAUGAGGUUACUGACAAAUUAUCCGUUUUAUUCGGAUGUAGUACUUUAAAUUAUGAAAAAAGUUUUGCAGAAAAUUAUAAAUACUACCACUAGUGAUGCUUCAUUCUCUGCUUGGAGUGAAUGGGUGAAAAUCUUAUGAAAUUGCUAAUUUAUAAUGAUUUUUAAUUUAUUUACGUUCGUUUUAUUUUUAAUUGGUUGUUUGAAUAUUGUAAUAUAGUAGUAUUUCGAUAUUUAAAAGUGAGGGUGUUGUCCAAGAAUGACUUUUAGAAGCUGAAAUUCAAAAUGGUAGUUUUUAAAACAUGAUUGAUUAUUUUUUUGUUAUGACUCUGGAACAAAAUUUUUAUUUUAUUGAUUAUUGAAGGAAAAUUCGUGAAUGUUUUGUAAUUAUACAAAUUUUAUUUUUUUUUUAUUUUAAAUGGUAAUAGUAAUAAGUCUAAUUACUAUAAUCAGAAAAAUAUAUUUUUUUAUUUUUACUGAAGUGAGUUUCGCGGGCAUGAAUUUUGCAGAUAAUAAUUUGUAAAAAUUUGUUGAAUAAUAAGUAAUUUAAUUUGUCUAAAAAAAAUUAACUUUUGAAAAAUAGCAUUUUGAAUUUCAGAUUCUUAAUUAUACACUUCCAAAUUAUAAAAGAAGACCGCAAGCUUUUAAAUUUUGUCAAUAUUAGGAUAAAUAAAAACAGAUAAAAAUUUUUUCGACUGAUGAUUUAAUGGUGAUAUUAAAAUAUUGGACGACUGGUUUUGAAAGUUUUAAUCUUCGUCAGUUUCCGGAUUCUAGAAAACUAAAUUUCAAGUAUCAGAAUUAAAAAAUAUGUAAAGUAUCAAACAAACAAUAGUCAAAAUCAUUUCGCACGAUAAAUCUU
Cotesia glomerata is the source of this 2956-nucleotide messenger RNA. RefSeq names its product pre-mRNA-splicing regulator WTAP (gene fl(2)d). The record is from RefSeq and is a predicted model, not a curated record. Gene Ontology annotation, cellular component: nucleus. Lineage: Eukaryota; Metazoa; Arthropoda; Insecta; Hymenoptera; Braconidae. Gene Ontology annotation, biological process: regulation of alternative mRNA splicing, via spliceosome. The coding region runs from base 262 to 1755 and encodes 497 amino acids. The transcript is spliced from 6 exons.